GCCGCCGUCGCUCCCUGCUAGUUAUCGGCAGCGGCGCUGCGUUCGACGAGGCUCCGGCGGAAGCUUCGUGGCUCCAGGAGUGCACCAGCCCCUACAUCGUCUCAAAGCUCGCUGCAGAGAUGAUCUUGGUCAGGCUGUGUCCCUGGGCAGUCGUGGUGCGGCCAGGGUUGGUGGU
This is a messenger RNA of Symbiodinium necroappetens, 175 nucleotides long. Lineage: Eukaryota; Dinophyceae; Suessiales; Symbiodiniaceae. The record is from the annotation of a GenBank genome assembly.